UUUUCGGGUAUCCUGGCGGAUGCAUCAGACGCGUGGCGACAUGUGUGACUGAAUGGGCAGUUGUGGAAAAUUAAUGAACAAAAAAAAAAAUUGGUCACGCUGUUCAUUUUUUUCUUUGAUGCAUUCAUCAUCGCCAUCAAGACAUCAAUUUGGGAAGUUCUUCUCUGCUGCAAGGUCCAAAAAGUCAGUGCAGUGAAAACGGACGAUCCGAAGAAUAUUACCCUUUCAUCUCUCUCUACAUAACAUUAACCAGAUCAGUCUGAUCUUAUGUCAAUGAAGAAUUUUUAGAUAAAACUCAGGUUUUACUAGUUGAUACAGAUUCACGGAAAUUUUGAAAACAAAACCUGAAGGCAGAGAAAAAAAGCCAGCGACUUUUCAUCUCUACGCUGGUGAUUAUGGCUGUUGCUGAGAAUGUUGGGCCCAAAAUCGGUUCUUCCAGUCAGAAUUUGGACCAUGGUGUAGUGUCAGGAGAUUCGAGUGAGGUUGAGAAAUCAAAAACCAGAAACGAUCAGAAUCUGACCAACGGUGUAUUCAACCAUCAACAGCAUCAAGAGAGAGUUCCUGGCACUAUGUCAGUUCCUAACGGAAAUUUCGGCUACAAAGCUCAGAUGCACCCAAAUGGAGUGAACAAUGAUGGGUAUGGGAUGAAUGGGGUUAUGAGUGACGAGAAUGGGGGUGAGAGCUUCAAACGUGAUAUGAGGGAUUUGGAAGAGCUUUUGUCUAAGUUAAAUCCCAUGGCUGAGGAAUUUGUGCCUCCAUCACUGGCCAAUAAUCAUGGCUUCUUAGGUGGACCUAAUACUGGAUUUGGUUACCCUAACAAUUUUAUACUUCCUAAUAACUUUGGAAAUACUAAUGGUCAAACUAACAAUAGAAGGAGGAAGAAUGGUUAUAAUCCUGGGAAGCGAAGAGUGAAUCAUAAAAUAGAUAUGGAGAAAAGGGAAGAGAUGAUUCGGCGGACCGUUUAUGUGUCGGACAUUGAUCAUCUGGUAACCGAAGAGCAGCUGGCAGCUCUCUUUCUCAACUGUGGCCAGGUUGUUGAUUGUCGUGUAUGCGGAGAUCCUAACUCAAUUCUUCGAUUUGCCUUCAUUGAGUUUACUGAUGAAGAUGGUGCAAGGGCUGCUUUGAGCCUGUCUGGUACCAUGCUUGGAUAUUACCCACUGAGAGUGCUACCUUCAAAAACUGCCAUUGCACCUGUCAAUCCAACAUUUUUGCCCAGGUCUGAAGAUGAAAGGGAAAUGUGCUCAAGAACAAUUUAUUGCACAAAUAUUGACAAGAAGCUUACUCAAGCAGAUGUCAAACACUUCUUUGAGUCUAUCUGUGGAGAGGUUCACCGCUUGAGGCUUCUUGGGGAUUACCACCAUUCAACUCGAAUUGCAUUUGUUGAGUUCGCAAUGGCUGAGAGUGCAAUUGCAGCUCUGAGCUGUAGUGGUGUGAUUUUGGGUUCACUGCCAAUAAGGGUAAGUCCAUCUAAGACACCAGUGCGACCUCGUGCUCCGCGUUCCGCCAUGCACUGAGUGAAUCAUCAUUUCACAUGUUUCUGGGGUUGUUGCUGCUGGGAGAUAUAUUUACAUAUAUACAUACAUAGAAACAGAUAUAUUCUAAGGUACCUGUGGCGUUUUGUUGAUACUUUUGUCUUUGAGACUCGGUAGUAUGGUAUCUUUGUUUCCUGUUGGGGUCAUGAAUUGUUUAGCUUGUAGAGUUGGAUGGCGUUUUGAGGAUCUUGAAGGCUUAAUUUAUGAUGGGUCGGUCUUGCAAGGGGAAAACUUUAUAGUUGGACUUUUCUAACAUCUGGAAUUUUUAUUUAAAGAAACUCUUGUUACAAAUCUUUGUCACGA
Cajanus cajan (pigeon pea) is the source of this 1835-nucleotide messenger RNA. Its product is annotated as polyadenylate-binding protein-interacting protein 12. Lineage: Eukaryota; Viridiplantae; Streptophyta; Magnoliopsida; Fabales; Fabaceae. Gene Ontology annotation, molecular function: RNA binding. The record is from RefSeq and is a predicted model, not a curated record.